Molecule: messenger RNA, 1323 nt
Organism: Cyphomyrmex costatus
Lineage: Eukaryota; Metazoa; Arthropoda; Insecta; Hymenoptera; Formicidae
Product: U11/U12 small nuclear ribonucleoprotein 48 kDa protein
Exons: 5
Coding region: 117-1289 (390 amino acids)
Source: RefSeq, a predicted model, not a curated record
UUAAAUAAUUAUUAAAAAAAUAAUUACCUUCUUCUGAUAUAGUCCUAAUUUUAUACAAGGAUCUAUACAUGAACUAAGAGAAACAUACGAUGUCUUAACUGUUUAUUUAAAUUCUCAUGCGAGAUAUAGAAAUCAACAUGUUAAAGAAUAUAAAUGACUCUCGUAAGCAACAAUUGAAGGAACUGAAGAGCUUUACCGAUACAGUUAAUGAAGAAAUUACCAAUAUCGUUGAAACUUUAGGUUGGAGCGUGGACAGUAUAACAAAUGUAGACAAGGAAUAUUUCACAUGUCCAUACGAUUCAUCCCACCGAUUAACAGAAGGCUCUCUCAAUGAUCAUCUUGUCUCUUGUCAAUGGAAAGCUGAAGGUUAUGGAAAGCUAGAUGUCCCAUUAUCAGAACCAACUCUACUAGAAGAUUCACCAUUCUGUAUAAAGUUUGAUGAGCAACUGCAAGAACAAAUUCUUAGGAACGCUAAAGAUCAAAAUUCAGCGAUGCAAACUGGUAUGGGUAAGCGGUUAGUACCGCGUACAUCUGAUAGGAUUGUCAUAGAUUUCACCAGUGACGAAAAGAAAGCGCUAUAUGACUAUGUCAUUGCUAAUACUGCAAAGCCAGACAAUGGAGAAGACAUUACAAACAUUAAUAAUUUGGAACCACAAGAAAAAGCAGAUAAAGAAUUGUCAUUUUUGGAGCUGUUAAUACAAGAGCGCAACUUGAAAAGACGUCGAGCAAAGCAUAAAGGCGUUCAUACAAACAAAAGAUCCUACAUUGAAAUUCUCAGAGAAGUGAUUAAUCAACAAAUGGAAGUAUUUGUAGAUUAUAUUUCUGGACAAAGUAAUUCUGGACACGAUGUUCGAAAUACAGAAACAGAUAAUUUAAAUUAUGAACAAAUACAAGAUGGAACUGAUCGCUUAUACAAAAUAUUUCAUUCUUCUUCCCACAACAGUGAUGAAUAUAAUUCUAAAGAAAGAAAUGGUCAUCACCACAAGAAAAAAAGAGAGCAUUCAGAAGAAAGAAAUUAUCAUCGAUUAAGAGAUCGAGACAAACAAAAAAGAUAUUCAGAUGAAACAGACAGAAAACACAAGCAUGAAUAUAAAAAUACAGAAAGUUCAUCAUAUUCAAGAGAACGGAAGUCACACAAAAAAGACAAAUAUCGAAGCAAAAAUAAACAUAAAGAUAAAUAUCAUGAAAAGAAACAUAAAUCUGAAGAUCGCGAUAAAUCAUCAGAAAGACAUUAUUCAAAGCAUAGUGAUCACAAACGUGCGCGAAAAAACAAAAGUAAAGAAUACUAACUGUAAACUGAUUAUAAAAAUCACGAUGAAAACG